Aureobasidium pullulans EXF-150 is the source of this 1712-nucleotide messenger RNA. RefSeq lists its product as uncharacterized. The record is from RefSeq and is a predicted model, not a curated record. Gene Ontology annotation, molecular function: tRNA threonylcarbamoyladenosine dehydratase activity; ubiquitin-like modifier activating enzyme activity. The transcript is spliced from 3 exons. Gene Ontology annotation, biological process: cyclic threonylcarbamoyladenosine biosynthetic process. NCBI's taxonomy places the organism in Eukaryota, Fungi, Ascomycota, Dothideomycetes, Dothideales, Saccotheciaceae. Bases 41 to 1555 code for a protein of 504 amino acids. Gene Ontology annotation, cellular component: mitochondrial outer membrane.
GGAUAUCUACUUUUUUGUGUAACGCAAUUGGAAAGGCAGGAUGUCAUCCUGGGUAGACCAAGUCAGGUCGUCACAUAACCUGCAGUUGGCAGCCACCGCAGUCGCCUCAGGACUGCUGGUUGGAAGUGCGAUUUUGGGUUUGCAAAAGGCGAAGCAACAAUAUCGAGUUUCUGACCUCAAGAGCUCGAUUCCAGAUCUCGAUAAAGAUGAGAAUGUCGUAAGAAUAAACGAUUUCGGUGGUGCUGUGCAAGAUGCUUCAAAAUCAACAAAGGAGGAUGAAAGAAGUGCUGCUCUGGCUACAAGGGCACGUUUGGGAGAUUAUGAUGAAGAUCUGAUCCUAGAACAAUUGGCACGUAACCGCGUCUUCCUUACUGAUGACGGCUUGAAGAAACUUCGAAACGCAUUCAUCAUCAUUGUUGGAGUAGGUGGUGUAGGCUCUCACGCUGCGGCUGCUCUUGCUAGAUCUGGAGCUGGAAGACUACGAAUCAUUGACUUUGAUCAAGUCACUCUUUCUUCCCUGAACAGACACGCCGUGGCCACUCUUGCGGAUGUCGGAACACCAAAGGUACACUGUCUACGCAAACGCCUCGAACAAAUCACACCCUGGACACACUUCGACUGCAGAAACGAACUCUUCGUCGGCUCAACGGCAGAAGCCCAAUUGGCACCAUGGGCAGAUGGCCACAAGCCCGACUUCGUAAUCGACGCUAUUGACAACAUCGAAAGCAAAGUUGACCUCCUCGCCUACUGCCACAAGCACAACAUUAAAGUCAUUUCUUCCAUGGGUGCAGGCUGCAAAUCCGAUCCCACACGUGUCUUCAUCGGCGACAUCUCAAACAGCACAGACGACCCUCUCUCCCGCUCCACUCGCCGCAGACUUCGUGCAAAGGGCGUCAAAGACGGCAUCCCCGUCGUCUUCUCCAGCGAAAAGACCGCACCUGGAAAGGCACAACUCCUCCCCCUCUCGGACGAAGAACAUGCAAAAGGCAGCGUCGGCGAACUCGGUGUACUUCCAGAGUUCAGAGUCAGAAUCUUGCCCGUGCUCGGAACCAUGCCUGCUAUCUUUGGUCUCUGCGUUGCCAAUCACGUGAUGUUGGCCAUCAGUGGUUACCCCCAUGAAUAUCUCUCUUCGAAAUCUAGGGAUAAGAUGUACGAUGGCAUUCUAGCCAGUUUGCAAGGCUCCGAGGAGCGCGUCGCCCGCCACAUGUCUCACGAUCCCAUUGGUCUCCGCAUCCCCAUCACCGCCGAAGACGUCGGCUACACUGUCGAAGAAAUCUACCGCGGUCGAAGUGCAGUCAGCGGUCUUGCCAGUCGUCUUGCACUCACACGCUGGCGCAAACCCGAGACCGAUUUUAUUGACUCUUCAAUCCAGGGUCAAAAGAGCUCGAACCUGCAAAUCAAGGAUUUGGUCUUGAUGACCAAGGAUGAAGUUAUGCAGCAUGAGAAGUUGGUGCUCAAGGGUGACAAGACACCUGAGGACGUCUAUGAUGCAAAGGUUAUCAAGCUUGUGGAGGAAAGGAUGAAGGAGGAGGCAAAGUAUCGUGAUUUGAGAUAGAAUUGAUGCGUUGAUGGAUAACAACACGACUUCUAGAAUACAAAAGAUCUUCUCUCUCACUUACCUGGUAUAUCUACUGCAUGAGAGGGCUGAAGGAAGUUGUCGGACGAUGACAGGGUGAUACCGUUAGCAACAUUUUCACGACAUCGAUCUCCUC